CAGAUGAUUAUUUUUUUUAACUCCUCCUUUAGCCAGGGACACAGGUUGACGGCAGUAUAACAGCAGAUCAUGACGUCAAGGAAAAAGUCAGACCUGUGGUAGAGGAGGCCUAAUUUUAACCUCAUCACUUGUCACAGUUUUUGCCACAUCGCGACAACUGCUGUUGACGUGUGAACAGUUUUCACCCAAAGCGUACGAGCAUGGAGGUCACUUUCAAAGAGGGGAUGCUGCAUCUUCAAGGGGCCAAGUUUGGAAAAAAAACAUGGCGUAAAAUCUGGAUGAUGCUCUUCAAACCCAGCUCCAUGGGUGUGGGGCGGCUGGAGUUCCGCUCUAUAUCCGACAGCGAGCAGCUGAAGGCCAGUCGACAGAAAACACAAGAGAGAAAGGUUGUGCGCUUUAGCGACUGUCUGAGCGUCACCCCGGCUGCCAAGGAGUCGUGCCCGGCUCGCUGCACGGCCUUCUACCUGAACACCACACAACACACCUACACCUUCGCCUCCACGGAGAGCCAGGACUGGAUCAGUGCCCUCUGCAGUCUUGUCUUCCAGAGGGAUCCUGGAGACUCAGAGAAAGGGGAUUUUGAGGAAGGGAAUGGCCUUACCAUGGAGGAUAAUGACCUUUACUCGUCUUGGAAAAGCGAGCCGACGCUUCCUCCUGACCAGUACAAAGUCAAGGUUCUGGGCACGGACGCGGCUAAGAGGUGCAAACUGGCCGGGGAGUAUGUGGUGUUCACAGACAGCGAGGCCUUGGAGCUCCUCGACGUCAACACAGGUGGAGUCAUCUACAGCUGGCCGUACAGACUCCUGCGCAAGUUUGGACAAGUGGAGGGGGGCUUCUGCAUCGAAGCAGGCCGUCGCUGUGAUUCGGGAGAGGGAGUGUUCACCUUCCUGACCCGUGACGGCCCCCAGAUCUUCCAGGCUUUGGCGAGGCAGUGCUCGCUGCAGAAGAAACAGGGUGCUCAACCCACCAGUGUGAAAAAAAGGCCGUCAUUUGACGCGUCCUCUGUUGCCCUUCCAGCCACGGUCGGCCAGACCGACGCUUCUCCGAUCUACAGUCUCGUGCGGGUUCGUCGUGACAAGGAGGACAGUUCCGACAGCCAAUACUCUACGAUUAAUCUCCUCCCCUCCGAGGAGAGUCUGAAGCAUCCGUGUCUUGUCCAGCCUUAUCUCUGCGGCAGCAAAGAGGAGGUGGGAGAGGAAACCAAAGAGGAGGAGGAAGAGCUGGAGGAAGAGGAAACAGAGGGCGAGGAUGAUCGGUGUCAUUCCCUUGAAGCUGUAGAUGAGGAUAGACACACAAAUGACAGCAUUUAUUACAACUGGAGGAAGACCACGCCUCCACUGAUGAGAAAAACUGAGAUCGGUGAAUUCCAGUGCAAGUACAGCGAGACCAAAAGCUACUCCUCCUCCGACCUCCAUCCUUCGAAUGAGCCCUCUUCUUUUACCCUCACCAAUGCACACCACUUUGCCUCCGCUCUACCACAAAGCCUGCAUCUCCCCCCUGCAGAUACCUACGAAUGUGUGGAGUACAACGCUCAGGCAGCGGACGGCAUGAACGACCGGGAGGAGGCCAUCGGCUCCACCGUCCCAUCUGAGCCCUCCGGCAGUUUCAAACAGAGGCUGGCAGAAAUCAUUUCUAAGGACCUGGCAAAGUUCCAGCCUCCUCUUCCGUACUGAGCCACGGCAGCCCCACCUUUUACAGCAGGCUGUUGGCUCACAGACUGACUGUUUCAAACAUGAUGAACUGUCACGCGCCAUAAUUAGGCUUCUGGUGCUUGCAGAUGUUCUGUGUGUUUUUCUGCUUUGAAAAUGGAUCUGGAACUGCACUUUUGUUUGGGGGGGUUUGGGGGGGCGAGUGGGAUUUGCAACAGCAAAAUGUGCUAAUCAGUUUUGUUCUUUGCAGCUUGGACAUUAGAGAAGCGUUGCGCCUUUUAAAGCCACUUUGCUUGACCAGGUGAUGCAGAAAGCAGUUGUUUAAAAAUAAAACCUCUAGCUGAUACA
Molecule: messenger RNA, 1997 nt
Organism: Gambusia affinis (western mosquitofish)
Lineage: Eukaryota; Metazoa; Chordata; Actinopteri; Cyprinodontiformes; Poeciliidae
Product: docking protein 3-like
Exons: 5
Coding region: 201-1673 (490 amino acids)
Biological process (GO): positive regulation of MAPK cascade; cell surface receptor protein tyrosine kinase signaling pathway
Cellular component (GO): cytoplasm
Source: RefSeq, a predicted model, not a curated record